UUAUACAUCAUCGGGCAAGGAUGGAUGAUUUCAGCCAUUUGUCUCCCGCUGAAUAUGAAAAGAUCUCGAAUGUCCUCAAGAGAGAUCGAGAGUUGAGAAACGCUGAAGAAGCCCGUAUUCGGCAAUUAAAGCAGGAGCUAGUCUGCUUGAGGAAGCGAGCCGCGCUCAAACCUGGGCUCGAUCCUCUUCGGAACUGCGCUCGCUGCCUCACGGAGCUUGGCCGAAUCUUAAACCGGGGAGCCCUCUGUCCCAUUUGUCUCAAGAAAGUUUGUAAAGACUGCCGACAUUAUGGUGACGAGACUCACGAGUGGCUCUGUAUUUAUUGCUUCAAACAAAUGCAACUCAAGGCGAUAUCUGGAGAAUGGAUGCAUGAGUUCAGUCGCUUGUCCAUUCGAACAUGUGCCAAAGAAACGCCAGCUGAUCAAGUGCGGAAAGUUCUUCACGAAUCUCAACGGAAAGGUUUGCUGGAAUCUGAUGUGAUAGAGAAGAAAUCCACAAGUUCAGCUGAAACUCCCCCUCAAAAGCCACCUAGAAUAUUUACUUAUGAACAGUUACAGGAAACCGUAGUCUCAGAAGCGUCAAAGGAAGAAAAUGUAAAUUCUGUCAAUGAUUUAGAGGCUUCACUGAUAGAACGAAAUAAAGACAGUGCUAAACCAGAUAUGGACCCCAUAGAAGCUUCCACGGCGUCUCCUCGAAUAUUGCCUAGAGUAAGCCCAUGGAAUGGGAUUGAUCCUGAACCAACUAUUCCUGUACGCGUUGACAAAUCCCGCCCGUUUGGAACUGUGCAUGAAUUCUCAGACCCAUCGCCUUUCCGCGAACGCCAAUCCUCUGAUGAAGGACAUUGCACUAUUGGCUAUCGUUCCCGUUCCACAAGCAGUGAAAUCAUUGAUGAAAGUGAGAACCUCGCUCCCGUGCCUUUACCUAGAAAACGUCUUAGUCCAUUAAAAAAGCAGCAAGCUGUUCCAGAACCAAAUCCUGUUGAUCAUCAGCAAUCUUCUGUAGACACCACUGACAGUGGGGUUUGCAGUCCUGGUCUUAAGGCGGAAGGUUUGAUUGAUGCCAACAUACCCUCUUCUCCAAGAGUUGCGCAGAAAUUCACUUCAAUUGAACAAGACCCUGCUAACUUUUCCUCUAACCGUCCAUCUUCAUUUGCUCAGCAUCUAGCUAGUGAGUCAAGUUUAAGUGAAUCUGAUAAAGAGCAGCAAGGCGAGUCAAAUCUUAAGAGCAAUGGAAUCCUUUUUAGAAAAGUUACCCUUAGGAAACGAAAGUCUACUUCAGGAACCAGAUCAGUUGUCAAAAAACAUUCAAUAGCAUCUGAAGCUUUCUUGACAUUGUUUAUCAGAUAUGCACAUCGCAAGCUACAAAAAAGCCAAAAGUGUAGAACUGUUUCGUUUGAUUCCAAAAACUUCAGUUCCACAGACAUGCUUGUGCGAAGUGUUUCUGUACCCAAUUUCAAAACCUAUUCCCAGGAUUGGCUUCAAUCUUGGAUGUGGAAAUGCCAUUCCCUGGAAGAUUGGCUGUGGUACUUAGAAGAUCAACCGUGUAGACCUCGUGAUGUUCGCGAAAUUGCUAGUAUGCUUCCGAGUGAUUACAAAUUAGUAUAUGUCAGCUCAACUUCAUCAGACUCGGAUAUUUCCUCUUCAGAGUGUUAUUCAGACGAGAAAUAUAAACCCCAUUUCACUUAUUCGCGGAAAUUAGCAGCACGUUCUAAAGAUCAUUUAAAGGUUCAUUCACGCUUAAAAGUAAAGUAUGGAACAUCUUAUGUUGAUGACUCUGAUUGGGAAUUUCAAUCAGACGAAAGUGAUAAUAUAGGAAUAAUUUCUAAUCGAAAGGAAUCUCCUACUCAUUCGUACAAAACCAAUGACUAUCCCAGUUCAUCUACAGAAGCAACUCGAAAAAUCCCCGAUUUAAUACAGUUGAAAAAUGUGUCCAUUUUCGAUGCCAUAAUCAAUGUCGUUAGUUCAUUUUCGAUUCGUGAAACGAAUAUUAGUUUGUGCUCAACUUCCAAGUCCCUCCGAAGUAGAACAGUUGGCUGUGUUUCGAGUGGCGAGUUUCGGCACGAUGGCUGGACUGCGGUGCCUCUAGGUGACGCCAACGCAUUUCAUUACUCGCUCUUUCCCCCGUGUUGCAAACCAACGAACCGUGGUAAUGACAGCUCUGCUACAGGUUGGGGGAAAGCGCGGUGUUGUAUUGCUGUCGAAACGCAGCGAGUCAUAGACCUUAACCUCGGGGCAUUGGAUUAUGCAUGUGAGGUACUAGACUCGGCUGAUCUCACUUUGUGCCUAGGGUGGACCGCUGCUAAACUUGGUGUUCUAGCGAGCGUAGCCGACGCCUUUUUUUAUGGCCCACCUGUUAUUCCGAAACCGGAAGCCGAGUUUUCCCUGACCACUUCAGAUCCGUGUUUGUUGUCGCUGCGCUCUCGACGUAUGAUUGCUGGCAGAUCCGAAGGUACGGGAGUCGUUCCUUUCGAUAAAGUGGAGAAUGAUAAAACUUGCAGCUCUGCUCAAAGUAAGGAGGUUAUGCAAUCGAAAAGAAAGCGUUUGUUUAGCAAGAGUUAUCAGCUGUUAUCUUUGGAAAAUGAUUCCCCCUGGUUAAAGGGACGAUCCAGGAGGGAAUGCAAAAACCAGGACUCCACUGAGAAAAGAACUUCCAGGCUGUGCUUGGAGAAUGUAAACAAACAUUGUUUGUUUACAACAGGAAGUACUUCUUAUUCUGAUUCAUUAGACAUUGAUAGUGUGAUUGAUGUAAAAGUAGUUGAUAAUAAUUUAUGUGUGCAAAUUCCUUUGAAAGAAAAUGAAAAUGCUGUAAAUAAAAUGGAUCUGGACUAUAUGGAUCAAGAGAUACUGCCAUACAUUAAGAAUAUUUUCUGUACUGAUUUACAAGAUUUUAAAUCUUUACAAAUUUGUAAAUAUGAGCUUCCUAUAGAUGAACCUAUUUUAUAUGACUGUUAUGAUCUAAAUGAAAGAGUUGAUUGUCAAUGCCAUAAACCUUGUGAUGUGCCGUCCUCUCCUUCUGUGAUUGAUGCCACCAUUGAAAGAACACUUCACGAUGAUGGUGAAGUUUUUUCCAGUGGUGAUGAACUCGAUAAAUUAGAAUCUGAUACUGAUUCUCAAGACACUGUGAUAGAAGGUGAAGCUUAUAAAAGAAUUAGAAGUGUUGCUAUUAAAGAGAAAAUAUUGCAUGCUAAUGAAGAAUUAUUUGGUGCAAGUGCAAAAGAUGGUUUCGAAAGUAGUAAUGAAACUUGUGUGGAGCAAAUAAGCCAAAAUGAUGUUUCAGAACAGCAAAUGUUUACAAGCUCAGAUGAAUCAACUUCAUUAGGAGUUAUAUUUUCUCUCGAUAAACAUUUUCAAUCUUUUAAGGGACAGACUAUUUCUGCUUUUCAUCCUGUUUUACCAUUAUCCUUUGCAGAACAAAAAAAUAACGACUGUCAUGCAAGUAAAGAUGAAAACAAUGUACCAGUUUCGUAUCAAAUUGCUUUUAAUGAAACGAUAUGUUCUUCCGAAUCGAGUGAUAAUGGAAGUGAUGGUGAAGAAGUAAUUCUUAGUGAUACAUCAACAUCAUCCGAUGAAGCUACUUACAUAUCACCUGCUUAUGGUUUUCAAUUUUAUCAUCAUCCUGCAUCAUAUAGACUUCAUACCAUUGCUGAAGAGAGCUGUGAAGAAAGUGAAAAAAGCUCCAGGGGAGCUACUCCUACUUGCAAAUCUGUCUGUGAUUUUGAAUAUUUUGAUAAAGUCAGAUUAUCGUCUUCCAGGAGUCCGAAAAAAAUGCAUCGCAAAUCUCCUGUUGAUGGUGCAGCUGUGUCCCCAAUCUCCGAGCACAAAAAUGGAAAAGGAUCUCCUUCCCAUUCAGUGCUUGCAUCUUCUCGGUUAGAAAAAUAUUUUAAAUCUGGAAUAUUUGAGAGUAAUCAUGCUUCCUAUCAUGAUGAUGACCUAACUGAUGAAAGUGGUGGUUUAAGCAGUGACGAGGAAGUUUCUCCUGUAAGUUCAAAAGAAAAAAUUGGCGGUCAAGCAAUGCAUGAAAAAUUAUAUGACAAGUAUUUUAAUUCUAAAUAUCAAGUUACAAAUAAGAACGAAAAAGAGCUUUCAAAUUUUAAGAUGGGAAAUUUUAGAGCUUCAAAUGUACCUAGUUACCAUAAUGCUGAACAAAUUCUUAGGCAAGCAUUUGAAAUACAAAUGCUUGAUAAUCCUGUUGCUUCUGCAUCACAAGUUGAAAAGUCAGCUGACAUAAAACAAAGUAAAAACAUUGAUCAUGGAUCUGAUGAUGAAGCAGCAUAUAUUAUGAAUCAUCUAAUGCAACAUAUUACAGACAACUCUGAAGAAGAAAUACAGGCUAAUCCUGAAAUCAAAGAUGUUUCACCAAUGAUAAAAAUUCUUGAGUCUGAAAUUGCUCGAUUAAUGUUGACAGUAUCACCAGCUUCAUUGUCUGCGGGAGAACCAAGUAGCAGUUGCAGCAGUACAAUUGGCAGUAAUAACAGUGAUUAUGGUAGUGACACAUUAGAGUCUGCUGAAGAUACUACAUCUGAUGAAGAAAUAAAUGCUGAACAUGUGCCUGAAAAUAGAGCUUUGUUGGAGCUUCCUCCUGAAGUUGAGUCCAGUACUUCACAAAAAGAUGUUUCUGUUGCUCAUAAUAGUUCUGAAGAAUGUCCCUCAACUUCAGAUUCCAUUGCUUCUGAAGAAACAUUAUAUAUCUGCAAGCAGUUGAUGGCAUCAUUGAAAAAAAUAGCUAAUGUAAAUGAAGACGGUGAUAAUCCCAGUGACUUAAAUGUGGAUGCUAUGGACGAUCACUCUGCAAAGCAGUAUAUAACAAAUCAAAUAGUCUCUCUUAUGCAGACUGUUAGUGCUAGUCAACAUAAUUCUCCCUUAUUAAGAAGACUGAAUUCAAACCAUUCACCUACAUUGCAUUUAGAUAGCGAUGCAAGUCAGUAUCGUUCUGAUUCAGAUAGUCCUGCCCCAAAUGAUGAUAAAAGAGAUCAUUCCAAGAGCAAAACACCUUCAGAGUCUGGCUCAGAAACUACUAUAUCUGCUAGCAUAAGUAUUCCUAGUUAUGAUGACUCAGAUCGCACUCCUACAGAAUCUGAAAUUUCUCAUGAGAUGGAUGAACUUUAUGCACUUCUUGAAAGUAAUGGGUCAUCUCAAGAUGUUAUUGCAUCUGCAAAACUUUAUGACUUUGACUCUCAAAGUUUAGAUAAAGGCUUUCCUUUGCGAUCAGAAUCUUCUUUACUGUAUGGUGCUGCUAGUAAACUAGAAAGUCUUUUACCUAUUUCUAUUGAAGAAAGAAUAGCUCGAUAUAAAGAUGCUUUCCUAAAUAAAAUGACUGACAAUAGAGAUAGUGAGUACAAAAGCUGUGAGACUAGAAUAAAUGUUAUUCUUCCACAACCCCCAAUGCUUGAAAAUGAGAUCUAUCAAGAACCUCCAUAUGAUUCAUCAUUACCACCUUCUGUAUAUCAAACUUCAAAUUUUGAACUUGAAGAAGCAAAUAGUUUAACUGAGCAAACAAAGCAUUUUGGCAGAAAUUCUUCAUCAUAUAUGGACAAUAUUGAAGAAAAUAACUAUAAUGUCACAUCAGUUAAAAUUAUUUCCCACAACACUUAUCCUUUAUCUUCUGCAAUACAUAAAAUUCUAAGUAAUAACAUUGAUUCUACUUAUUUAGAAAAAAAGCUUGAUUACAAAAUUGUUAACAUUCAAGAUGCAUCAGAAGAUGUUUUAUGUGAAACUGCAGAGAACACUGAAGUAACCAAGUCAUCAGAUUUACCAAUAGAUGAAAUAAAAUUACCGGAAAGCAGUGAACCCAGUAUAAUUUCACCACUUCCAAAAGUAAUGAAUCCUAAAGAAAAAGCAUCUAGUGAAAAUGAUCUUUUAGUUGCUAAUUAUAGGGCAAAAAGUAAAGGAAAUAAUGUUUUUGGCACAAAAUCUGUUGGGAAUAUUACAGAACUUGAAAAUAUUGCGAAUAAAAGCACAUUUCGCGAUACUGGUUAUUAUUCAUUUAAAUCUUCGGAAGAAAGCUUUCUUAGUCUGGAUGAUUCUACAGCAAGUCAAACAUCUACUACUUCACUGACACAGUAUCGAUCUCUUACCUCCACUGAAACUAUUCCAGAGGAAGAAGAGACUUGCACCAAAGUGACACCACCAACAAAAAUGUCCUUAAGUUCCAGUAAUAUCCCUGAUGCCAUAAGUGAUACAUCUCCAAAAUCCAGCACUUUGCCACUCAGCUUACGUAACAAAUUUUCUGUUACCCCUGGUGGUAAUCAUCGGACUAGAUCCUCCUUUUUCUCAACUUCAGGUGUUCUGAGAAAGCUUACACUUCUUAGAGAUGAAAGUGGCAACUCUUUACGCUCUUCUCCACAUGGUAGAUUACGCAUGCGAAAUCGUUCGUUGUCUGGAGGAAGUGAAGAUGAUAGACAUAGAAAAGCAUCUCUUCCCCAAAUAGCUGUCUCUGAAUGUACAGAGAAUCAAGUUGGGAGAUUGAGUGCUGCAAGCUCAGAAAAAGAGAGUUCUGGGGUUCAAGAGGAUGACCUUGAUCAAGCAUUUGCUUAUCAUUGCAGGAGUCAGAUGUCACUUUCCUCUUUUGGGGGUAGAAGUGAAAGUGUUACAAGUGUUUACAGUGCAGCUGGAGGAGGUCGAUAUGGGACUGUGAUAGUUACUGGAGAAGUUUUAUUUGGCCUCAAUUAUAACUAUAAAACUGGAACACUUGAAAUUAAUAUCAAGGAAUGCAGAAAUUUAGCUGCUGUAGAUACAAAGAGAAACAGAUCUGAUCCCUAUGUCAAAGUUUAUUUGCUUCCUGAUCGUACAAAAAGUGGUAAAAGGAAAACAAAAGUGAAAAAGCAUACCUUAAGCCCUGUAUUUGAUGAGCUUCUAAAAUUUCAUGUUACUGUUAGUGAGCUAGAAAUACGAACUCUAUGGCUUUCAGUCUGGCACAGUGACAGGUUUGGUCGUAAUGAUUUUCUGGGUGAAGUAAUGUUGCCCCUUGGCAAUGAUGCAUUUGACAGCACUGGUCUUAAAUGGUAUCCACUUCAAGAAAGGAUGGAAGCUUUGGAAACUCCUGUCAGCUACAAAGGUGAUCUAAUUUUAGCCUUAAAAUAUGUUCCUCCAGACGUUACUAGUCGAAAAUUUUCCAAAAAACCAGGAAGUCCUGCAAAAGGAGCACUAGAAGUUCUUGUGAGGGAGGCUAGAAAUUUAAUGGCAACUCGCUCGAAUGGUACUUCUGAUCCAUUUUGCAAAAGCUACUUGUUACCUGACAAGAGCAAAGCUGGUAAACAGAAAACUCCAGUUUUCAAAAAAUCCUGCAAUCCUAAAUGGAAUCAUACAUUUCUCUAUGAUGAUGUUUCAGUAGAUGACUUAAGAGAGCGAUGUUUAGAGUUAACUAUUUGGGAUUAUGAUAAAAUAACAAGCAAUGAUUUUCUUGGUGGAGUACGUUUAUGUCUUGGAACAGGAAAAUAUCAAGGUAGAGAUGUAGAAUGGAUGGAUUCCGUUGGAGAAGAACAAUCCUUAUGGUAUACUAUGUUGGAGCGUCCAAACACAUGGGUAGAUGGCUCGCUUUUAUUGAGGCCUACCAUGCAAAGUCGACGAACAGUUUAACUAAUCCUUUUCUUUCAAAAUUAUCAUAAAAAUUCAUAAUCCAUACCGUUGUUCUUCCAUUCCUUUUUUCUUCUGAAUAACAGAAGAAAAAUAGAGCAGAGGGUAUAUCAAAUUUAUAUUGUUUUAUGCAGUAGAGAUUCAUCUGCACACUGUAGGUUUUUUUUUUCUUUUGUUAAAACUUCAAGAAAAAAUAAUUGUUCAUUACAAAAAUGUAAGUUGUGCAAAGAUAUAAAUAGAAUUUGAUUGGCUACUAAUAUGAGAGUGCAACACUCAUUUCUGACCACAGCUUUAAUAGAUAUGGGCUUAGUUACAAGGUAACCAAAAAGGUUUUUGCCAUUUAAAAUAGACAAAAGCUGAAACAAUAUAAACUGCACAUCGUACCAAUAGUUCUGAAAGUAAUGUACAUCUAGAAUCUUCUGUCAAUGCUUUUAGAAGUGUGCUUUCUUUUACAGUUAAAAAUGGGUUUAAGACCUUAUUACACAUGCAAAUACUUGUUUCAAAUCAGCAUUAUUAGUUAAAAGAUUCCUCACAACGAAAGUUGUCCAGAAAAUGAAAAGGGUCUAUGAAGUCUGAAAUGUGAGGUGGAUAUUGUAUUGUCUCGCAGUCAUUGUAUAUUGUCUUUGGAAGAAUACAUUUUUGCAUUUCAACAACGGUGGCUCACUUGUUAUACCUGUUGUACAUAUUCCAUUUAUUGUGUUUGUGAGCCUCCAGCAGUGGUUUGGUUCAUCUUAUCCGCCUAGUAGGUGCUGACUCAUUCCUCCACACAGACAGUAAAAACUUUUAUGGAUGUAGUAGUGUCUUUGUGGUGGGAAACAUUGCCCUUGAACAAUGUAGAAUGCUCAGAACACUUAAUAAUGUUAGCCAGUGCACAGUUCUUGUCACUGUUAUGUGCUCAAUUGAGAAUGGGUAUUAUGGUGACACUCCUAUUUCAACUAUUUUGAUACUGCCAUUUGUUUUCACCAUUGCACAAGUUACGAUUGAAUUGAGUAUGCAACUGGCUUGUAUUUAUAAAGACUUACAUUUUUAGAUCCAUUCAUUAAAUUGCCUUUUAAACCAUAUUGUAUGCUGAUUUGAGUAUUUGCUAGCCUUUCUUUCAUGAAACUUUUUAAAAAAAUCAAGAACUUUUUGGUUACCUUCUGUAAUGAAAACAUUAUGAAAGAAAACUCCCAGAU
This is a messenger RNA of Uloborus diversus, 8746 nucleotides long. RefSeq lists its product as uncharacterized. Gene Ontology annotation, biological process: exocytosis; intracellular protein transport. The transcript has 17 exons. Bases 21 to 7574 code for a protein of 2517 amino acids. Gene Ontology annotation, cellular component: exocytic vesicle; plasma membrane. Gene Ontology annotation, molecular function: small GTPase binding; neurexin family protein binding. NCBI's taxonomy places the organism in Eukaryota, Metazoa, Arthropoda, Arachnida, Araneae, Uloboridae. The record is from RefSeq and is a predicted model, not a curated record.